AUGUCAUUACAUACACCAACAAAACUUGGCGAUCAAACAGCCGAUUAUUGGGACACUGUAGGUCAUUAUCAUGAUGAUAAUGAUUGUUACACAAACGUAUUUGCAAAUGGAAUUAUUGCUGAAGAAAAGCAUAUGCAUAUGAGUUAUUGUGAAACUACCAAUAAUAAUCAUCCCUCAAGAUAUCAUCAUAAUUCUCCCACAAAUGAAAUUAGACCUGAAACUUCUAACAGAUUGAUACCAACGAUACGUGUUUUACAUCAGAUGGAACCAACUUCUUUACACACUCACUCCCAUCCUGAAUUCAUCCGCCGCCCUUCCACUCGAAUACCAGUGGUACAAUAUUUUGAUGAGUCAUCACAAAUUCAUUAUCAUCAUUAUCAUCAUCAUCAUCAUCAUCAUCCACUAUCAUACUAUCAACGUUCAAUGGAAUGUAUUUGUCAAGGUGUUUUAUGCCAACAAUGGAUGCCUUCAAAAAAUCAAACAUAUCCAGAGCAGGUGACAUGCAUACCGCACGAACAGCAACAACAACAACAAGAUGUUGAGACUGUAAACAGAAAUGCUUCAUCAGUAGUAUCACCGGAAUUACUUGGAGGAUUAUUUGUAACUAACAAUAAUUCUCAAUUAAAUAUUGCUAUUAAUUUCAAAAAAAAGCCAGUUAGUACUCAUAUUAAUUCGGUAUGCUCAAAUUGUGGUACCAAGGAGACGACAUUAUGGCGUCGUAGCAAUAUGGGAGCUGUAGAGUGCAAUGCAUGUAAUUUAUAUUAUCGCAAAAACAAUCGACCACGGCCAAUAACAAUGUCAAAUAAAAUACGAAAACGAAUUCGCUUGCCGCGUUAUCAUUUCCCAUGA
This is a messenger RNA of Brugia pahangi, 849 nucleotides long. The record is from the annotation of a GenBank genome assembly. Lineage: Eukaryota; Metazoa; Nematoda; Chromadorea; Rhabditida; Onchocercidae.